CUAAGUAGUGUCCGAGGACAAGGAGCUGUGCUUCUCUUCUCGUUGUUUGAUUCUCCUUUCUCCCCUUUGUUGGCUACUUGCAAUCCCCGCGCCAACCAACAAGCAGCGGCAGUGCUUCUCGUUCUCUCCUAAACCCUAAACCCUAGCUGACAAGAAGAGGUAGCAACACGAAGAAAAGGUCACUAGGGAGUUCUUGGUCGGACUAGCUUCCUCUAUCUGAAUACGGUACGAAUUUCCCAGUUCAAUCUUGAACUUCUCUCCCAAGCUCUUCCGGUAUACGUUUUUUUUCCUUGGCUGGGUUCCAGUUUUUCACAUGUGUUGUUUAAAGUUUCAUUCUUUCUAGGUCUGAUGUCUCCUGCUGCACUUAGCAAGAAGAAGGGCUUAAAAUCAAGCCUGUCUCCUGCCGCACUUAGCAAGAAGAAGGGCUUAAAAUCAAGCAAAGGCCCACCUAAGAAGAAGCAAAAGGGCGAUCUUUUCACCGAGAAACGCCCCAAAAAGGCUGACAUUUCGGACGAUUCCGACGGCUCAGAUGAAGAAGUAAAGGAAUUGGUAAACUUUGAUGGAGACGAGGAGGGUUCUGAUUCUGGUUCUGACCUUCUGUCUGGGGACGAUGAUCCUCUAGCUGAUGACUUCCUGCAAGGAAGUGAUGAUGAAGAAGAAAUUUCAGGCUCGGAUUCUGGUGCUGGUUCAGACGGUUCAGACUCUGAUUCAGAUGACUCUGAUAUUGAGCGGAAGUCUAGAGCUCUGGAUGAACGUAGAGCAAGGGAAGAAAAGGACGCAGAGGAAGAGCUGCAAACCAAUAUUGCUGAGGAAUCGGACGAGUUCCGGCUUCCAACCGAGGAGGAACUCGAAAUUGAGGCAAAUCGCCCUCCUGAUCUUCAGAAUCUCCAAAGACGAAUCCAAGAGAUUACUAGAGUGCUUUCAAAUUUUAAAGAUUUGAGGCAGGAAGGAGCGAAGAGAAAAGAUUAUAUUGAGCAGCUUAAGUUGGAUCUAAGUUCUUAUUAUGGCUACAACGAUUUCCUUAUGGGAGUUUUGAUAGAGAUGUUUCCAGUUAAUGAACUUAAGGAACUUAUUGAAGCUUUUGAAAAGCCAAGACCUAUAUGCUUACGAACAAACACUUUGAAGACAAGAAGACGUGAUUUGGCUGAAGUCCUGUUGAAAAGAGGAGUGAACUUAGAUCCCUUGAGCAAGUGGUCAAAGGUCGGACUGGUUGUGUAUGAUUCACAAGUGCCAAUUGGGGCCACUCCUGAAUAUAUGGCUGGGCUCUACAUGCUACAAAGUGCAAGUUCAUUUUUGCCUGUUAUGGCGCUUGCUCCCCAAGAAAAGGAGCGGAUUGUCGACAUGGCAGCUGCACCUGGUGGUAAAACAACAUAUGUUGCUGCUCUUAUGAAAAAUACAGGAAUAAUUUAUGCAAACGAGAUGAAGGAACCAAGGCUUAAGUCACUGACUGCUAAUUUGAAUCGGAUGGGGGUGUCAAACACCAUAGUUUGUAACUAUGAUGGUAGAGAGCUUCCCAAGGUUUUGGGUGUCAAUUCAGUUGAUAGAGUGUUGCUGGAUGCUCCCUGUAGUGGAACAGGGGUCAUAUCUAAAGACGAGUCAGUAAAAACGUCCAAAAGCCUGGAGGAUAUAGAAAGAAGCGCGCAACUCCAGAAGCAAUUAAUACUCAAUGCAAUUGACAUGGUUGAUGCAAACUCAAAAUCUGGGGGAUAUAUUGUUUACUCCACAUGCUCCAUGAUGAUUGCUGAGAAUGAAGCAGUCAUUGACUAUGCUCUCAAGAAGAGGAAUGUUAAACUGGUGCCUUCUGGGCUCGACUUUGGCCGCCCAGGGUUUACUCGAUUCAGAGAGCACCGGUUUCACCCAUCAUUAGAUAAGGCUAGACGGUUCUAUCCCCAUGUAAACAACAUGGAUGGGUUUUUUGUGGCAAAGCUGAAGAAAGUAAGCAAUGCAUUACCUACUGUCGCCGCUGCUGAAGCUGUGGAGUCUAUAGAGCAAGCUCCAGUGUCUGGUGAGAAAGACGCCGUUGAGUCUGUAGAGGAAGCUCCAGUGUCCGGUGAGAAGGAUGUUGUGGGCGGAAGAGUGGGGCCUUCCAAGGAAGACAGUACCAAGAAAAACAAUGCAGGUUUGAAAAAACAAGCACACAAAAAUGGGAAUGAAGUAUCCGAACCAGCAGCUGGUAAACGCAAGGAGAGGAAGUUCCCAUUCAGAAAGGAAGUGCCACGCAAAGCGGAAAUCAUAAAAGCCAGGGAGGAGAAGAGACAAGCAUUGAGGGGAACAAAAAGAAAAGCGGGAGGGAGCAAGUAGAGGAGGCCACCGAUAACAGAAGCAAGAAAGCCUAUAUACGUUGGAUGGAGGAAUGCUCAGAACAGAAUACUCUAAUAGGAUCAUAUGCCAUGUCGUUAAGUUAUAUGGUUUCCAUCAGCAUGUUUGUUUGGAGGGGAUGAUGAGACUCUCCUUGUGCAAGAGUUUGUUGGUCCUCUUGCUUUCUUAUGUAGCAAAAUAUUCAGCUUUAGCUUUUCGAGUCACUUAUGGACACCCCCUCCCUUCUGUGGAGUGCCUGUGUCCUGAAUUCACCAUUUUGCUCUUGGGGGGUUGUUACAACCACUGUAAAAUUUUGUUUCGUUUACCAAACAGCUCAUUCGUUGUUGGAGUAAUGCAGUCUCGUUUGUUAUGGCAGGAAAGUUUUCCUGCUUAAUUCUUCGUUGAUGUCCAUUUUGUCACCAUUUAAGUAGAUUCCCUCGCCCAUUGUAUAUGACAAAGUGGAUGAAACAUGUCAGAAGAGGGGUUACAGCGGAUCAUUUGGUCAAUAAACUUGUCUUCUCUGUAACGGGAUUUGAGUUGGGCGGCAAGAAUUGGACGGGACAAAGUCGGCUAUCUCUCAAACGUGAGCAGACGAGACACGGCUAAGAAGACAGAAGUCAAUUCGUGGUCCUCAUGACAAUGUUUGUCAUACCACCUGGCUGUAAUCGUCACAGUCAACGUCGACAGAUUCGAUUCUCGGACAAGAUGAAAGAAUGAGGUAGAAAUUAAGAAAUAUGAUCAUUGUUC
This is a messenger RNA of Linum trigynum, 3045 nucleotides long. The record is from the annotation of a GenBank genome assembly. NCBI's taxonomy places the organism in Eukaryota, Viridiplantae, Streptophyta, Magnoliopsida, Malpighiales, Linaceae.